AGAUAUUAAAAAAAGUGUUAAUUUAUAGGCUUUAAAAGCUAUAACAGCAAAAUAUAUGAACGAAAUAUGAAUGUUUUAGGUAGAAAUGGGAUUGGAUUUCGUUUAUACCGUUUUUUUCCGAGAAAAAACUCGGCAAAUCUUUCAACUAAGGAAUUAUUAGGAAAAAAUCACUUAUAUCCACCUUCAUCGCCUCUAUCUCCGUCAUUUGUGGCAUUAGAAACAUCUCCGUGCAGACUUUUAGAUUAUUAUCGCAUGACAUUAUGCCAUGAUAUUUUGACCUUGACAUAUGCUCAUGAAACAAAAGUUAAAUUAAAAAAGCGAAAUUUUCUUCGUUACUGGGAUGAUUCAUCUCCAUAUCAUAGAAAUCGACCUGCUCGUCUCCCAAGAGGAAAUAAACCUGUGAAGCCUAUUCAAGAAAUAAGAACACAUAGAAAUAUUCCAGCUUUAGAGAGUGCAGUUAUUCAUUCUAUGAUUAAAGAUGCUAUUGAAAAUAAAACAGCGCUUUUAUCUAUGGUUAUGGCUAUACAAUGUAUUACUGGUUUAAAACCUGAAAUUAUAAAUGCAAAAACAGGUGUUGCUCCGUGGAAAUUAAGAUCAGGAAUGCCAAUUGCAACAAAAGUAACCCUUAAAGGGCCAGAAAUGUAUAGAUUUAUUUCUGUUUUAGUAGAAUUAGUUCUUCCAAGAAUGAGGGAUUUUGUAUCUGGAUUUAAAGCUAACUCAGGAGAUUCUAAUGGUAAUAUUUCUCUUGGAUUCCCACCAGAUGCAAUGGCUUUGUUUCCUGAAAUUGAAGCAAAUUAUGAUAUGUUUCCAAAAAUAACAGGUUUUCAUGUUAACAUAAAUACAACAGCUAAAACAGAUUAUGAAUGUAGAUUACUUCUUUCUGGUUUUGGAAUUCCUUUUGAAGUACCAAAUAGAACCUAA
Pneumocystis murina B123 is the source of this 921-nucleotide messenger RNA. RefSeq lists its product as hypothetical. Gene Ontology annotation, cellular component: cytosolic large ribosomal subunit; ribosome. The transcript is spliced from 4 exons. The record is from RefSeq and is a predicted model, not a curated record. Gene Ontology annotation, molecular function: RNA binding; structural constituent of ribosome. Bases 67 to 921 code for a protein of 284 amino acids. Gene Ontology annotation, biological process: translation. Lineage: Eukaryota; Fungi; Ascomycota; Pneumocystomycetes; Pneumocystales; Pneumocystaceae.